Molecule: messenger RNA, 678 nt
Organism: Nanorana parkeri
Lineage: Eukaryota; Metazoa; Chordata; Amphibia; Anura; Dicroglossidae
Gene: RAB13
Product: RAB13, member RAS oncogene family
Exons: 6
Coding region: 54-503 (149 amino acids)
Biological process (GO): protein secretion; regulation of exocytosis; protein localization to plasma membrane
Cellular component (GO): endosome; trans-Golgi network transport vesicle; plasma membrane
Molecular function (GO): GTPase activity; GTP binding
Source: RefSeq, a predicted model, not a curated record
UCCUCUCCUCCUCCCCCAUCUCCACCCUCCUCCCUCUCCUCUCUCCCUCAAACAUGGCGAAGUCCUACGAUCAUCUCUUCAAACUUUUGCUGAUUGGGGACAGCGGGGUGGGGAAGACCUGCCUGAUCGUCCGCUUCUCCGAGGACAGCUUCAACAGCACCUACAUCUCCACCAUAGGUAUCGACUUUAAAAUCCGAACCACGGAGAUCCAGGGGAAGAAGAUCAAGCUGCAGGUUUGGGACACGGCCGGCCAGGAGAGAUUCAAAACCAUCACAACAGCAUAUUACCGCGGCGCCAUGGAAGUGGAGGAAAUCUCCCUAACAGGAAGACAGAUGGUGAUUUGUAGAAACGCCAAGUCCAGCCAGAACGUGGACGAGGCAUUCAACUUCCUGGCCACGGACAUCCUGAUGAACAUGACACGGAGGGCGUCUCACGGCAUGAAGGACCCGGUGGAUUUAAAGAACCCCUCCAAGAAGGGGGGCAGCAAGUGUUCGAUGGUAUAGAGGUCGCCUUCCGGGGGCCUAUCAGAGACUUAGAAUCCAAUAAGAGACAUUAUGGGACCCCUGGCCCCGCCCCCUGUGGAAUUGGGGGUGUCAUCCUCAUCCUGAGAUCCUUCUAGAACAGUAAGGGGGGGUGUUUAGAUUAAAGGACACUAGAGGGGGAUGUGAGCAGAGAAAC